Trichobilharzia szidati is the source of this 1395-nucleotide messenger RNA. The record is from the annotation of a GenBank genome assembly. Lineage: Eukaryota; Metazoa; Platyhelminthes; Trematoda; Strigeidida; Schistosomatidae.
AUGGAUUAUUCAAAUGUGAAAGGCGGUCGAUUGAAUGACAGUUUUAGCGGGAAAAAUGAAAUGAACGAUGAUCAAUCUACUGUACUGCUUAAAACUAAUGCUAAUCAAAUGAAUUUCAACUCCCUUAUCAAUCAACAAGCUGUGAAAUCAUGGCUGCCAUUGCCACAUCCAUGUAUAUUUGCAUCGAAUUGGUCAUCAUCCGCCUUUCAAUUUAAUUUAUUUAAACAAUAUCCAUUCUUUUGUCUUAAUUCAAAUGCUACGCCUCCAAUGAAUGUAAUGGAUUCAGACGUAAGAAUUCACCAAUUUGGAACUGUUACAAAAGAGGCAAAGUCGAGUAAUAGUCAUUGUGUAGAUGACAGUGAAGAUAACGAAGUGGUUUCAAAUAAUAGUGAACUUACUGCCAAAGACGGAGACAAGUCAAUCACAGAAAAUGAAGCUGAGGAUCAGAAUACACCGUUGUUAACCAGCAGUAAUCAUAAAGAGGGGAACAAUUUCCUCCCAAAAAAGUUUACAACUCGUGAAACCACGAAUUUUUUAAAAUCAUGGUUAAAUGAGCAUAGACACAACCCGUAUCCUACAAAAAAUGAAAAAGUUAUGCUCGCUUUGACCACUAAAAUGAGUCUGACUCAAAUCUCCACAUGGUUUGCUAAUGCAAGAAGACGAUUGAAAAAAGAGAAUCAAAUGACUUGGGCACCGAAAAUUCGACACCACAGAAUAUCUAUACAUUCUUCAGUGAAUGGCAGUAAUACGCAUGGUGGUGGUCGCAUUAACCGUAGAUACGACUAUCACAGUUCUCAAAGAUUCAGUAAUAACAGUAAUAGCCUGUCCAGAUUCAAGUCUACACCACAGACAGAUUUUUUGACGAAUCAAAUUAACUCCAGUAGCAUAUAUCAAUCACAUGAAGACAAUACAUCUCUGUUAAGAAGGCAAUUAAUUUUGGAUCAGUUAUUACGUAACAAUAAACAACAACAACCACAAGAGCUGUAUUCAUCACAGUUUAACGAUAAUUUAAAAAGAACUUCCAACAUUUUAUCGAUUAAUUCCAAUUUUACUGAGAUUAUCCCUGUCCUAGGUCAUGUAUCUGUUAAAGGAACAUCUAACAAUCACAAUGUCGACAGUCCAGCUGAUGAGGCUGAUGAUGACGAAACUCGAAUUCAUGUCAGUGAUGAAAUAAGGGAUAAUGAUGAGCAUAUUUUGUUGGAUGAUAAGAGUAACAGCCAAGAUACUCCACGAAUUCCUGCCAACAGACCAACUGACGAUGAUGAUGAUGGCGCUAUUCCUUGCUCUACAGCAUCUUCAUUGUCUUCUUCGCCUACAUCAGCUAAAAAUGCUUCAGAUAGAAAUCUUCAAAUGAACAUCUCGAAAAUUUGGUCAGUUGCAGAUGUGAUUGAUUAA